Molecule: messenger RNA, 1805 nt
Organism: Zingiber officinale
Lineage: Eukaryota; Viridiplantae; Streptophyta; Magnoliopsida; Zingiberales; Zingiberaceae
Product: tryptophan--tRNA ligase, chloroplastic/mitochondrial-like
Exons: 15
Coding region: 384-1625 (413 amino acids)
Biological process (GO): tryptophanyl-tRNA aminoacylation
Cellular component (GO): chloroplast; mitochondrion
Molecular function (GO): tryptophan-tRNA ligase activity; ATP binding
Source: RefSeq, a predicted model, not a curated record
UUCGUUAUUUGGCUGCAGCUCUCCCUCUCCUAUCUCUUCCCCGGUGCUCCCCGCACUUCCACGCCGCCGCCAUCAUCGCUGCUGCUUUCCGACCACCUUCCCCUGACCUUCUAAGCGCUCCUCGCUCAACUUCAUCGAUUCCGGCUCCCUAAUACCGGCACUCUCUCCGCCUGCAGCCUUCUCUUUCCCCUCGCACGCCCGCGCCACCUCCAACCCCGAUCAAGGGGAACACGACUUCCCUUUCUAGUGCCGAAGGUCUGAUCGAGGCCUCUUUUGUCUCCGAGCGAUUCUCGAGAGCCGCCACCAACCCAAACAGGAGGACUGGAUUCAGCGGCACCACAAAGGACGGGUCCAAAGCCCCGCCGGCUGUAUAGUGGAUAAACAUGAGUCGUGCUCUUCUCUCUCAAUUUCUCAACGUGUCCUUUGCCUCUCCGCGACUAUCCGCAUCGAUUAUCGACCGUGGUCAGUAUUUGAGGAGAGUAGGCAUCCCGUCUCGCGCAGUGGUUGCUGAUUUCAGUUGCGACUGCAGUGCUUCCGCUUCCGCUCCUGCUCCUGCUCCUGCUACAGAGGCUCCGGGGCUUUCUCCCAGUCCAUCCAAGAAAAGAGUUGUUUCUGGGGUACAACCCACAGGAUCUGUACACCUUGGAAACUAUCUUGGUGCAAUAAAAAAUUGGGUUCUACUUCAGGAUACUUAUGAUACAUUCUUCUUCAUCGUAGACUUGCAUGCGAUCACUCUACCAUAUGAUGCCUCAGAAUUGUCUAAAGCAACAAGAAGUACAGCAGCAUUAUAUUUGGCUUGUGGUAUCGAUCCAUCCAAGGCUUCUGUAUUUUUGCAAUCUCAUGUUCGUGCUCAUGUGGAGUUGAUGUGGCUGCUCAGUUCUGUCACACCACUUGGCUGGUUGAAUAGGAUGAUCCAAUUUAAAGAAAAAUCUCGGAUGGCGGGUGAUGAGAAUGUAGGAGUUGCACUUUUAACUUAUCCGGUUCUGAUGGCUUCAGAUAUUCUGUUGUACCAGACUGAUUUGGUACCUGUUGGUGAGGAUCAGAAACAACAUUUGGAACUUACUCGUGAAUUAGCUGAAAGAGUAAAUUAUUUGUAUGGAGGAAGGAAAUGGAAGAAAUUGGGAGGGAGAGGUGGUAUGUUAUUCAAGGUUCCUGAAGCCUUUAUUCCACCAACAGGGGCUCGGGUUAUGUCACUCACAGAUGGUCUUUCAAAGAUGUCGAAGUCUUCGCCUUCUGAUCAGUCUCGCAUCAAUCUUCUUGAUACAAAAGAUGUGAUUGCUAACAAGAUCAAACGCUGCAAAACCGACUCAUUCACGGGGAUGGAGUUUGAUAAUCCUGAAAGACCUGAAUGCAAUAAUCUUUUAUCUAUCUAUCAGCUUGUAACUGGGAAGACCAAAGAGGAAGUCGAAAAUGAAUGCCAAAAUAUGAACUGGGGAACAUUCAAGGCAAUCCUCACAGAUGCUGUGGUGGAUCAUCUGCAUCCAAUCCAGGUACGGUAUUCAGAGAUUACUACUGAUCCAACAUAUUUGGAUCAUAUUUUGUCAGAGGGUGCUAAAAAAGCAGCUGACAUAGCGGAAAUCACUCUCAGCAAUGUCUACCAGGCCAUGGGGUUCUUGAAGAGAUAGCUCAUGUUCUUGCUUCUGCGAGGCCAUUCUUUAUUAUUCCCUUGUAAGACUCAGGACGAAGGAGUUUUGAAUUAACUAGGAGUUUUGAAUAAGUUAAUUUAUUUUCAUGAUUUAUAGCGAUUCUUUUCUCAAGACGUCAUACACAUUUGUAUUCUGAUAUUAAAAUAUACUUCUUGCUUA